AUGAUUAAUGAUUUCACACAACUAGCUGGGUGGCAAGACUACUCGCAAUCCUCCCACACUAAUUAACUUAAACUACUUUCUGAAUCAAUGGAGUAUUCACCCCCAAUGCUCUCAAACAACAAUAGAAAGUUAUUACCUAAUUUAUGUCACAUAAGACAAGUGACUGAAAUAAGGAGUCCCCGUAAAAAAUCCCUAUAGUCCACCAGGAUAUAACAGAGUCAAGUUCUCUAUCAAAUCAAAGAUGAGAAUCCUUUAAAGAAGAGACCUGCUAAUCCGAGACAUAUCAGAGUUACUCCCUCACAAUUCAAUUUCACUUUGAGUGAAGACAAAUUCAAUAAAAUGAGCAAAGAUUCAUCGCCUACCAAGUAGAAACUCAAUAAACUUGCUCCAUUAUUGUAAAAAGUCCAUAAAGUGUAGAUCAAAAAUAAAAUAAUCACUAUCACCCAAAAGUCUCCUCUUACUCAAUUACAAAAAUUGCUGGAUGUCCUCAAUUAAAAAUGA
Molecule: messenger RNA, 501 nt
Organism: Paramecium octaurelia
Lineage: Eukaryota; Ciliophora; Oligohymenophorea; Peniculida; Parameciidae
Source: the annotation of a GenBank genome assembly